CCCUUGGACUAGGGAUGUUAAAAUGAGUAAUUACCCAUGGGUGUACGGUGUACCCAAACCCACAAGUAUUGGGUUGUGUUUUUGCCUUUCAAUAAAUAAAUGGGUUCACAAUGGGCUUUUACCCUUAAAUAAAUAAAUGAAUUUACACUAUAUGGGUAAACCCAAUAGAGUGAAUGGGUACCCACAAAUCUAAAAAAUACUAAAUGACGACGUUAAAACUUCUCCUCCUUCUCUGAGACUCCGACUUCGAAACCUCCAUCGUCUUCUCUGAGACUCCGACUCUCCCUCUAAUCUAAAGUCUGAAACUCUGAAUCGUCGAGUUUCACCGUCUCUCUCAGGUUCUCCCUCCCCCUCUCUCUCUCUCUCUCUCUCUCUCUCUCUCUCUCUCUCUCUCUCGAUCUCUCUAUCUCUCUUGUUUUGAUUUUGAUUGUUUUCUUGUCUCAGGGAAGAAACUUCAUCAGGUUUUGAUUCUGAUUGUUCGCUUGUCUCUGCAGCAAACCCAUUAUCAGGUUUCCUCUCCAACUCUCUUCUCUAGCUUCUUUUGAUAGUGAAAGAAAAUUAGUGUUGUUGAUGAAAAAUUUGGGUAUUAUUGAAUGUGUUCGUCGAAAUGUCCCAAAGAGAAUCUCUCUUGUUUUAUAUAAAACUAUUUUGCCCAAUUCUCUUGUGAUAUGUUACUCUUCCGUGUCUUUGCGUUUAAUCAUAUAUGUAGAUUGUGGAAAAUUUACAUUUUUUAAGAGUUGAAAGAAGACCCUUUUAGUGUAGAAGUUAAAGUAUAUGUAGAAUGUUAUGGUAUGUUACUGUGUUUGCUUGAUCUCUUUGCAUCAACUUCUCUUUGUAUAUGUAGAUGGAUUCCCAGUCAGUGAGAGUACUUGCAGGACUUGAAGAGCAACUAGAUAUGGACAGAGAGGAGAAUGAAGCUGAACUUCAAGGAGCCCACAGUGAAACUCAAGUGACUCAACCAACAAAAACGGUAUUUCAGUCUAACAAACGCUUAAAGGCUGAUGUUUGGAAGGAAUACAUACCGGUAGGUGUAGGGAUAGAUGGAAAAAAACAGAGGGCGUUGCAUUUAUUGUUGUAAGGAGUUAGUAAUAGAAGUUAAGAAUGGAACAUCAUCUUUGAAACGGCAUUUAGAAAUCUGUCCAGUGAAGCCUCAAAGUGAUGGCAAUGCUGAAAGGAAGUAUGAUCACAAUGUAAAUCGCGAAAUGACUAGUGAGCUUAUUAUCUAUCAUGAUUUGCCUUUUCGGUAUGUGAAGUACGAGAAGGUUAGGGCAAGAGAUAAAUAUCUAAACCCAAAGUGUGUGCCUAUAUGCCGACAAACCGCUGCUGCUGAUGUCUUCAGGAAAUAUGAGAUGGAGAAAGCAAAGCUCAAAAGACUUUUUGCAAAUCUCAAAAGCCGAGUGUGUUUUACGACAGAUCUUUGGUCAGCUCGCACGGUGAUGGGGUACAUUUGUUUGACUGCCAACUAUAUUGACAAUGGUUGGACCAUAAACAACAAGAUCUUGGCGUUUUGUGAAAUCAAGCCUCCUCACACGGGUGAUGAAAUAGCUAAAAAGGUGUUGGGUUGCUUGAAGGAGUGGGGCUUGGAAAAUAAGGUAUUCUCCUUCACCUUAGAUAACGCUACUAGUAACACUAGUAUGCAAAAGAUUCUUACACAUCGUCUUCAGAUGGUUGCUGGAAAUAGAUUGCCAUGUAAUGGAAAGUUCUUACACGUGAGGUGUUGUGCCCAUAUCCUAAAUCUUAUAGUGAAGGAAGGAAUAGAAUUAGCUAAUAGUCUGUUGGAGAAUAUCCGCGAGAGCGUGAGGUUUGUGAAAGCCUCUCAAUCAAGGAAAGAUGCUUUUGCUGCUUGUGUUGAAAGUUCAGGGACUACGGGUAGCUUAGGAUUGUCUUUAGAUUUAUCUACUCGCUGGAAUUCAACCUAUGAUAUGCUCGCAAGGGCUCUUAAGUUCCGUAUGGCGUUUGCUAGUUACAAAGUUUGUGAUAGGAGCUAUAACACGCUGCCUUCAGAGGAAGAAUGGGAACGUGGGCAGAAAAUUUGUGACUUCCUGAAGCCUUUCAGUACCAUCACAACAUACUUCUCAGGUGUGAAAUAUCCAACUGCGAAUAUAUACUUCAUUCAAGUUUGGAAUAUCGAAUUGCUAUUAAGGAAAUAUGCAGAUUGUGAUGAUGAGGAUUUGAGGUUAAUGGCUAGGAGGAUGCAAAUCGAAUUUACAAAGUACUGGGAUGAUUAUAGCAUAGUUUUAGCGAUGGGAGCUAUGUUGGAUCCAAGGUUCAAGACUCAGAUACUCAAAAAAGCUUUUGAUAGGUUAGAUCCAACUACUUCCGAGAAAAAAGUUAAAGUUAUAGUGCAGAAUCUGAAGGAUCUGUACGAAGAGUAUACGAGCAAGCUUGUGACGGGUUCAUCUUCUAGUUCUAACUAUUCAUCAACACCAGAUGACCUUCUUAAUGAAUCACCCCUUGAUGAUGAUUUGAACGCUGAUCUUUUUGAACUUGAAAGGAGUAUUCACCAUGGUUCAGAUAACACAAAGACGAGUUUGGAAUUGUAUUUGGAAGCCGAGGCUUGAGUUAAAAGCUUUUGCAGAUAUAGAAGUUUUGAGCUAUUGGAAAGAAAAUGGGCAUCACCAUGGUGACUUAGCUGUGCUAGCAAUGGAUCUUCUCAGUAUCCCAAUAACUACAGUUGCAUCAGAGUCCGCUUUCAGUAUCGGUGGUCGUGUAUUGACCCCAUACAGAAACCGCCUUUUUCCAGACAAUGUGCAAGCAUUGCUUUGCACUCGUAACUGGUUGCGUGGUUAUCCAGAACUUGAAGGUGAUAUUGAAGAUAAUUUCGAUGAGGAAGCUACAAAUGUUGCAAGUUCUUCAGGAGUAUGAGAGAGAUUCAAGAUUCAAGAAGCUACAAAUAUUGCAAACUACUAUUUAUUUUAAUCUGAAUAAAAAUACUUUUGCUACUUCUUUACAAAUGUUGCAAGCUACAAUUUGUUUCAAUCUGAAUCAAAUAUAAAUUUAUUAUAAUUGUGAUUUUAAUAUUUAUGCAUAGAUAUUUAAAUUAUCUUUUUAUUAGUAUAUAAAAUGUAUAAUUUGAUUAUGUAUGCAAAAAGAUAUAAAUAUUUUACAUGAUCUCUUUACAACAAAUAAAAUAGUUUGGGUACCCAUGGGUAAACCUAUACCCUACUGGGUUAUUUUAUGGGUUUUAAUUUAAUCAUAAUGUUUUUGGAUUUUCGCGGGCUGGGCAUAAACUGGGUCGGGUUUUUUGUGGGUUGGGCUGGGCUGGGUUAUUUCACCUAUUUUAACAUCCCUACCUUGGACAAGCCGUUUGAGGAAGCUUACUUUACCCACAUGUUGUGGAUGUUCUUCAGAGAGACCAAGGAAACUGAACAUGACAUACAUAGGAUGUUCAAUCAGGUCAGAGAGAAGAUGAAGCAGAGGAUUACACUAAAGAAGAUGAGUGAUCCUGGGAAAUUUGCAGUGCCAUGUUUGUUGAAGGGCAUUGAAUUCAUGUGUGCGCUGUGUGACACAGGUUCAUCAAUCAGCAUACUAACCAAGAUAAUGGCAGACCAUCUGGGUCUGAAGAUAGAGCCUUCGGAGGAUUCAUUCACUUUUUUGGACUAUUCUACGAGGAACUCAGGAGGAAUCACCAGAAACCUUGAGGUGGAGAUUGGUAAUGCACUAGUUCCAGUUGACUUCCAUGUCCUAGACAACAAACUGAACAUGAAUCAUUCUCUACUCCCUUGGAGAGCCUUCAUGGCUACGGUAUGGGCAGUUUGCAACAUGCAGACUAAUCAGUUGUGUCUAACACUGAUAAACCAUGAUGUCUACUAUGAUCCAGUCAGAAUUGACAAGCCACAUACGUCCAACACUGGAGUUGAUACAAGAUUCAUAGCAGCAUGCUACUGUGAAUUUGAAGCUGAAUACUAGACAAAGUGUGAAGCAUCAAUCGACAGCCAUACUCAACCAUCGAUCGACAAUGCCAUUCAGCCAACGAUCGAUAACCACCUAGGAAAUCGAUCGACAGUAGUCAUGCGAAUGAAACUUUCGCUUUGCCAAAACACUGCUAUCCGAGUUUUGUAGUUAACACCCAGCCUCAGAUAUCGAUUGAUUACCAUUACGGUGACACGAUCAGCAGACAUGACGACUAUUAUAUUGGCAGUUGAGAAAAUGAUAGCCAUCAUGAGAGCUUUGCAGUUGACAUUGCACUACAUGAGAUGCGAUCUGAGGAGUAUGACGAGGAUUACCCCAGAGAGAAGAAUAUCGAGUAUCAUGGUGUUGCCAUGGAAGAAGAAGGAGUUCUCCAUACAUCACAUGCAGAUAAGAAGGCAAAAUUAAAUCGACAUCAACACCAAGCCAUCGAUUGACGCUCAUCACACACCAAAUUCCGAGGUACAAGUAAAAGAUAAUACAAAUUAUGCUUAUCUAACUCCAUAUGAAUAUGGUAUUUUCAGGGAUCCAGAAGGCCAAGCACGAGCCCUGGAUGGACACAUUCUCAACAUAUCCAGGGAGGAAAUUGCUGAAAUCAUUUCCAUGAAUGGGUCCAGAAACUUAAUAGACACUCAUAACAGAGCAGAGGAUCCAUCAUCGAUCGACGAAGCAGAUGCACCAUCAAUCGACGGUCAGUCCGAAUUGAGACGAAGAGCGCUUCUCUAGAACAGGAAAAUGAAACCUCAUUGGGAGAUGAAUUUGGUAUUUUCAGGGAUCCAGAAGGCCAAGCACGAUCCAUGGAUGGACACAUUCUCAACAUAUCCAGGGAGGAAAUUGCUGAAAUCAUUGCCAUGAAUGGGUCUAGAAAAUUCUUAGACACGCAGAACAUAGCAGAGGAUCCACCAUUGAUCGGCGAAGCAGAUGCACCAUGGAUCGACGGUCAGUCCGAAUUGAGACGAAGAUCGCUUCAUCAGAACAUGAAAAUGAAACCUCAUUGGGAGAUGAAAAACGAGUAUAGUGUAACAUCAACCGUGCAGAACAAGCCACUUACAUCAAAGCAGAGAUUGAUGAGUUGGUAGCAGAUAUCUAUAGAGCUAUGAGGACGACAUAUGAUUAUCAUUCCAAGAGGCUCGAUGACAUCUACUACCCAUUCAACAACAAUAUAAGCUGGUUAACCACACGCACAGAUGAUAUGAAGCAAGACAUAGCCAUGAUUCAAGAACAACAUGCAGUCGGUGGAGGAGCAUAGAAAUCGAUUGCCGCUCACAUUUAACAAUAGAUCGACGCCCACAUCCGUACAUCGAUCGACGCUCAACUUGCAUCAUUUGAAGAUAGGCUACAAUCAUUCACCUAUAGGCUUAAUGGUAUCUACUACCCGCUCCGUGACGACAUAGAUUCAUUGACUACACACAUGAACGCACUGCAGCAGGAGAAAUACACGAUUCAGAGACUUCUAUAUUUUCAAGCAGAGCAGUCACCAUCGAUCGACAGCGAUUAUACAACAUUAUGAGGCAAGCUGGUAACCGAGAAAUUCUUACAUGAUAAGCUUGAUGAUAUCACUUUCUCUCAAGACUUGUUGAAAGAAGAUAUCUAUUAAGAGUUGAAGGACAUCACAGAAUCAACACAUGCCAGACUUGGAAUUCACCAGUGCAGCAUUGGUAAUCUUCAGAAUAGGAUGCAUGUCAUUGAGGUUGAUAAGGAGAUACUGAAAAAUCAGUGGACCAGAGGAAAUAAGACCAUAAGAAGCUUCAUUGGUACAUGGUUCCAGAUGAGCAACGAAGAUGUAGACACUUGUUUCCCAACAAGUAGUCAUCCACCUCCUUACUAGCCAAAAACAGCUUCCAAAGUCAAGCUAAAUGACUAUUACAAAGCGCUGAGUGGGAAGCAACCCACUAUUAGGUAAUUUUUUUUCAGUUUUCACUUUUUAAAUUAUUUAUUUUUUCAUUCAAUUUAUUGCAGGUAUAAAAAACAGAAAAACCAAAAAGAGACCCGAGGAGACGAUUACUCAGUCAUCGACCGAUGAGACCAAGUCGACGUCGUUCGACAUCACGACACCAGAAACGAUUGAUAGACACUUCAAUGUGUCAAUCGACAUCGACAUCCGCGAUCAGGUAUAUAGUUUUCCUUGUUACAUUAUGUACUUAUGAUUUAUGUUCUCACCAAACUCCGACUAGAUAUACACUAGGGAUAGUGUAAUUUAAGUCUAGGGGAAAGUUUACUGAUAUUAAUUUACCUAUGAGUUUUAUAAAUGUUUUCAAAAAGUUUUAUUGAGUCAAGAAGGGGACAAUGAACUUUUUUCAAUUUCCCUCACUUAUCUAACCACUCUUUAGCAUCAUUCUUAGAUUUAUUAACUGCAGAUUGUAUUAUAGAUGCUAAAGUGGAUCAUCCUGCCAAUUAUUCACACUUGCUGAGACUGUUUGAAGGAACCAAAUCCAACCUCCAACCUAAUUGAGCUCAACUUGCUUGUCUUGGGGCAUGGUAUAUAUUGGAUCGGAAUCCUCCUUCAAGUCUGGAAGGUAUUAGACUUAGUGUCCCUGGUUUUCCUUCAACCUUUCUUUGGCAUCCAUAUAUAUAUUUACAGAAGAUUGAGUUGAUUUCUUGCCGUUUAGAAGGGUAGGAGUGUCUACAGCGACCCCAUUAUUUUACUCUAAUAGAAUGAUCACACAUUGUUUGGAAGCGAGGGGUAAAUACAUUAUCGAUGACCUUACUAUUUCGCCUACAACUUUGCCUAGUAAUAAAAAUAAAUAAAUAAUAAAUAUAUAUAUAUAUAUAUAUAUAUAUAUAUAUAUAUAUAUAUAUAUAUAUAUAUAUUUAUAUAUACUAUAUAUAUAUAAAUAUAUAUAUAUAUAUAUAUACUAUAAAUUGGAUUCAGAGAAAAGAGAAGAGAUAAGGAAAACCAGAAAAGGGUUACCUCUAGGUCCAGAUACUUGCUUAAGUGGAUUCCAUGGGUUUAGUGAUCGAUAUUCCCAAGGCAAAGCAUACAAUUUUGUUUUAUGUAAGAAAUAAGGUCAGGAGAGGUUUAGUCAUACAUGAUUAGUUAAGUUGUUGGAUGAAUGAAAUUGGUUGCUAAACUAGGAUAUUGCAUAUAAAGUACUUUUGAAGUUGAGAUUGAUUUGAUGUGGAAUAUUGCUGAGGUGAUGAUAGUGAGUUCUUAAAUUGUGUGAGUCCCUGCUGUUUUCAAAUCUCUUUCAGAGAGACUGCUCAUUGUUUUGCUUGAGGACAAGCAAAAGAAUAAGUUUGAGGGAGUUGAUAUACCAUAGAUUUUACCCACUUGGUAUAUAGGUGUUUUUAAAUACAUUAUAGCUGUUUUAGAGUCUUUUUAAUACGUUUUCAGGUUUUGGAGUGAUUUGGAGGAAAAAAAUGAUUUUGGUGCAUUUUGGAGAUAAAGUGAAAAGGACCUGUAACUCCUGUACGAAAACGCGGGCGCGGAGACCGAUUACGCAGCAUCGAAACGUUCGGCGGAGAUCAGCCGCAACAUUUCAUGAAAAUUUGUUAAAAAAUUGGGUUCACCAAAAAAGUUCGUCUUUUCAGGUUUUAAAUGCUUAAAUCGAGUUGUACAUGCGAGAUCUACGAGUUUGAUGAAAAAACAAUAAGAAAAACGAAAGAUUUGAGUGAAUGGUGAUAGACUAAAUUAGUGGCUAUGGUAAGAGUUGCAGAAACUCCAAGCGACAAGAAAGGAAGAAGAAGGUUUAAUUAUAGUUUUGCCAUUAUUUAAAGAAGAGAUUAAAGAAAACACGCUUCUAGGGCCUCAUAUCGAAGACGUGACAUAAUGCUUAAAAAGCAGCUAACCUUCCACCAGAGUACAAGACAAUAUGUGUUUCAUUACGAAAAUUGAUUAAUAUAUAUACAGUUUUAGAAAUAUUAAAAAAUCACUUAAAACUAGGCCCCGAUUAAUCUCUGAUUACUCUCCGAAUUUAUGUUAACUCGCUAGGCUUAGACCAGCCGUCUCACUUACGCCUAGCGUAGUUCCGAACAGGGCCCGUAACUGACCAUCGAACAGUCUGGCUGUCGAUGAUUGAAGAUUAUAAUCGAUCGACACAUACCAUGUGUUUUCGAUCGACGGCGAAGUGCGCAAAGACCAGACUUGGUUCCAGCGAACUUUUAAGCCCAAGUCCCAAAAGAAUUACCAAAUUUCCCCUGACGAGUUUUAACUUAAUAUUUAUGUGCUCUGUCAUUGUUCUAGGAAACACACGCUUUCAUACUUUCUUACACAGCAAAAUACUUAGAGUUUUAGGUUUGGAGAGAAGAUCCAAGACUCCUUCAGAGAUUUGUGAAUGGAACUCCAAGUUUUUCUACUCUUAUCUAUUCUAUGCAGUUUUACUAUUGUCUUGUUAUGAAUUGUUUAACUAUGUAUGAGUAGUUCUCUUUGUUAGAUUUAGGGUUCAGAUAUUCAUGAGGGAUUACCUCAAAAUAUGUAGUUGCUAAGUGUUUGGAUAUCAAUCAAUUGAACUGUUCUUUAAUGGAUGUGUUCUAAAGUAGCUGACUAGGACCUUGUCCAUAGAUAUUAGGGCGCAAGCGGAAGCAUGGUCAUUUGUCUGAUCUAGUUUACAUUGUGCUAGGAUUGCUAGAAAAAAGCGACAGCUGAUUUAGUUUAACCAAGUGAACAAGUCAAACCCGUGCGGUAAAGCUUACUGGAAGGAAUGUUGAUCAACAACUCAGUAGUUGCACCGAUCGACGGGCUGAAAGGUGUAUCGAUCAAAAAUUCAUAAUUGGUAUCGAUCGACACUUUUUCAAGACCAACAAGCGACAUCUGAAUAUAGAUCUGGCAAUAGAUAGUCUAAAUAUACGGAAGUUGAUCGACUAUUCUUUUAGUUUGAAUUCUAGAAUAUCCAACAUACACUUAGUCUCUAUAUCUCUAUAACCCUGAUUGUCUGAAUAGAAACUCUAAGUCUAACGCCUUUCAUAUCUGUUUCAAAACCCCAAUCAAUCAACCGAGCAAUUACCUUGCUCACACCAAUGCUAUUUACAUUUAAACAUGUUUUCCUAGCUAACCACAUAACUACUAGAUCUUUUGUGUGUCUUAGCUCCUUGUGAAUUUGAUCCUUAUGUGCUACAACUCGACUUCUUAUUUGAGAGAGUACAAAUCACUCCUUAGGAUAAUUUGAGUGAUAUCACUUACUUACAAUCUACGGAGGAUAACAUGUUUCUUAUAGCAAGCCAAGUAAAACAUAGUAUCUUAACACACAUUGUCAACAGGGGCCAUCCCUGUAGGCGAUCUAUUAAAGUUUUCAACUAAUUUUUUAAUAUAAAUUUGAGAGUAAAAAAUUUUCUCAGGGGAAUAUAAUUUUCAUCAAAACAUUUGGAGGCAUGUAACAAAUGUUUCAUUUACAUGACCCAUGACCGACCCUGCACAUUGUUAGAACCACAUUAUCUAUAUCUAAUCAAUUUUGUCUUUCCUUAUUUAAUAAUUCCCAUUUCUUUGUAGAAAGAAAGUUUAUGCAUACUGAACUAACGGUCAAUCGAAAAAUAUUAUCUCCCAUCGAAAACUCUAGCCAUCAAGAGAAAAAGAGAGAGAUUUUUCUUAGUUUCAAGCCGAUGACCGGAGGCUUCUAUAGCUCUGACAUCGGCUUGUUUGGUUCGUUUUGCUUCUUUUUUUUUUGCUUUACUUUCUAUCAUUUGAUUUGUUUGAUUGUCAAUUUAUUUUAAAUGCGGAAAUUUUAUUGUUCUUUUGUAUGUUUCUUCCAAUAGAUUUAGUAAGCCAAAAACUUCGGUUCAAUUGAACCGUUUAGAAAAGGUAAUUGACAUAUCUAAUGCAGAUGGUGGCGACGGGUCUUACCGGCUUCUCGUUGAUGGUUCUUCAUUUGAUGGUGAUGGAUUUUUUGCUGCAAACUAUGGUUACUCUGAAAAUGGUAAUCUUUUUGACUCUAUUAUUUUCAAAAGAGUAAUAUAAAGAUUUGUCUGGUCUCGGUGACUCCUACUGGAGUAUUAAAAAGAGAGUGACAAUCGUUCGCAAUUCAGUUUAAAUCAUGGCGUCUUUGGAUUAAUACGAAGAUUAUCUCAUUUGCGAUUCAACUAUUCCAAAAGCAAAUUUGAAGCUUUUAUAUAUAAAAUCUUUGGUCAUCCACUCGCAAGAUAAAUAUGUGUUAGUUUACUUUGGAUCCCUACUAAUAUUAUCAUUUUUCUAUAUUUGUUUGGCUAAUUCUCAUUGUUUAAUUUAUUUGCCUAAAAGGCUUAAUAAUACAAUUGAAAAAAAAAGAACUAACGGUCAUUACUCGAGACUACGAAUCAUAAAGAAUCAUGGUCGAGAUUACCCGGAAAAAAAUCACACAAUGGAAAGAAGCAUCCAACUCAA
Brassica rapa (field mustard) is the source of this 10201-nucleotide messenger RNA. RefSeq names its product zinc finger BED domain-containing protein RICESLEEPER 2-like. Lineage: Eukaryota; Viridiplantae; Streptophyta; Magnoliopsida; Brassicales; Brassicaceae. The record is from RefSeq and is a predicted model, not a curated record. Gene Ontology annotation, molecular function: DNA binding.